Molecule: messenger RNA, 543 nt
Organism: Rosa rugosa (rugosa rose)
Lineage: Eukaryota; Viridiplantae; Streptophyta; Magnoliopsida; Rosales; Rosaceae
Product: F-box protein CPR1-like
Exons: 3
Coding region: 1-543 (180 amino acids)
Molecular function (GO): protein binding
Source: RefSeq, a predicted model, not a curated record
AUGGCCGACUCCAUACCAAUUCGGGGACAGCAACAACAAAUUAACACUGUCAGUCGUGACUUCGACGAGGCCAUCAUCGUUGACAUACUGUCCAGGCUACCGACCAAAUCUCUACUAAGGUUUUGCUCUGUAUGCAAAUUAUGGCUUACUUUAAUCUCUGAUCCCUAUUUUGUGAAGAAGCACCUUAGCCGCGUUAGAACCAACUGCCUCAAGCUCCUUGUCGCAACACGGGGUUCCCAAGCCGCCAUUAUAUCGAAAGAAGAUAAUGGCAAUGUUGCAAUCACAGAGCUUGAUUUCCCUAAUUUGAAUGUCAUCAUAUGGAACCCUAGUACUAGAGAAUUCAAGCGGUUACCGGAAGCACCUACUGUUGAUGAUGAUGUCCCCUUGGGAAUGCCCGACCCUAAUGAGUUGUAUUGGUUUGGAUUCGGUUAUGAUUCCACCAUUGAAGAUUACAAGGUGAAAGUGAUGAGCACAGUGGAGAACAGGAGUGCAAGAAAUACAGGUUCUGUCCUUAUAACUACUAGCUCCUCCGACUUGGAGUAG